AUGAAGCUCACUUUGAGGUUGGAUUGGAUAUAUCAAGCUGCUAUAUUCAUUGUCCAGUUGGUAAAGGUUAUGAGAGUAGAUAUCUACUCUCUACCUUCAAAUCUGGGUGUAUCUCAACAAUAA
Molecule: messenger RNA, 123 nt
Organism: Histoplasma capsulatum G186AR
Lineage: Eukaryota; Fungi; Ascomycota; Eurotiomycetes; Onygenales; Ajellomycetaceae
Product: transposable element Tcb2 transposase
Exons: 2
Coding region: 1-123 (40 amino acids)
Source: RefSeq, a predicted model, not a curated record